GUUUAUUUUAAUUACCGUGUGUGAAAGUUAUGUUUCAUGAAGCCUAUCGAACUAACGCGACAACCUUGUAGCCUAAUGUUGAACUUUAACUUGGGCAAGAGGAAAUAAAUGAAAUGUGUCGACAUGGAGGCUGAAACAACAACUUCUACUGCCGCUGAGUUAUCUGUCUGUGGCACUCUGGUCAUUCCAUGGAAUUUCCCCCUUCUUGAAUCACUGUAAUACAGGAACAGAGGUGAAGAGGCCAAGGACGGAGGAGGACCAGGCAACAACUUUAUCAGUUUUACUAGAAUGGACAGUCAGGAGGUGGGGGGUUUACUGGAGGAGUGCUUCAGAGCAGCAGCAGCAGCAGCUCAACAGUCCAUCCAGCCCACUGAGGCAGAGAGGCUGAACCACUGCAGCUGCAGAGACUCACUGUGUGCUGAACUGGCCUCUCUCCUGGAGGAGGCAAUGGAGAUGAAGUGGCCCUUCAUGCCGGAGAAGUGGCAGUACAAGCUGUCAGUCGGCGCCAACGACAAAACUAACCUCAGUGACCUCAUCAGCAAGCACCUGCCUCAGCUACUGGCUGUUUUAAAGGCUUCCAUCGUGGCUCAGGAAGCACGCACAGCGCUGGCAGUGGUCUUCUUAGUGGACCGUUUCCUCUACUGGACGGACGAGUCCAGCCGGCUGUUAAACAUCACCAAGCUGCUCCACAGACGCCACCCUGACACCCCUGUGGCCCCCCAGCUGGUCAUACGACAGGCCAGGGUGUACCUCAACUCUGGCAAACUGCAGAAGGCAGAGUACAUCCUGAACAGUCUGAUUAACAAUAGCGGGGCCACAGGUUGUUGGGUGUACCACUCUGACAGUGACAGGGCUCUUGUGCAGGCCGUUAGCGUUCAAGUGCGGGGAAUGAUUUUGCAAAAGCUAGGCCUGUGGUUAGAGGCUGCAGAGCUAAUCUGGGCCUCUCUGGUUGGCUACUUCUCACUUCCUCAACCUGAUAAAAAGGGCAUUGGAACUUCUCUUGGCAUACUGGCCAACAUACUGGUGUCUAUGAAUGAUGAGGACUUCCAUGCUUUUAGGACUAAUCCAGAUAUUGAAUUUAAGUCCUUACUUGGGGAUGGGAGUCAUCGUCUUCUUUCAGCAGCCCAGGCAGCAAAGAUGGCCGUGGUGUACAGCCAGUACACCUCACUCUAUGUGUUGACCAAUGUAGCAACUCAAGGGACCUGCUUGUUAUCAUACAGUUUUUCUGUGGAGUGCCCUGACUCUCAAAGAGAGUUUUUCCUCCUGCAGAGCAGAGAGGCAUUUGCAAUUGGUUUGCUCACCAAAGCAGAGGGCGAGCAAGUCACUAGCAAGCAGGAGCUUCACACCUUCCUCAAGGCUGCCUAUUCCCUUACUGUCGCUCACAAAUGGCUCGGCACUCCUCAGGAGGUUGUGGCACAGGCAACACAGGCCUGCCAGAAAGCUUUAGCCAGUUUCUAUGAUUAUUGUCAUGCAGAGAACCAAGUCAAAGAUAGCCUCUGUGCUGAGAUCAUGAAACUGGUUUCCCAAGUCAAGCUUCUGUUGCGAGUGGAACCUUUCCUUAAUUCAGACAAGGGGUCUUUUAUUCCUGACAGCUACAGAAACAUUGAAGAUACAUCAGUAAAUUUUACUCUGGAAGGUUUCACUAAGGUGAUGCAGAGAUUUCAGAAGUAUAAUGCGUCACUGUGCGAUACCACCAACCCAAACUGUAAGGGGACUAAAGACGAGAUAGAUGGGGCAAGGCUGUGUAUAACUGCACUGUGGACAACCCCUGAUACACUCAACACAGAGUGUAGCACUGAGGCCUGCAAAGUGUCAAAAGGUACACCCACAGGAGAGGAGCCACAUAAGAGAGGUUCAAAUUCAUCUGUGCAUCCACCACAAAAGCCAGACACGCGUACCACUCAAGGGACAACAGAUGACCUUGGCUCAUCAUGGCAGAACCUCUCCUUGAGCGGUUCAGGGUCUUCUUGGCCCAGCAGCAGUGGCUACGCAGGAAGUAGUGCCAUUGAAGGUGGAGCAAAUGCGAGGAAUCAGAGCUGUGUGAUCACUGAGGUUGAUGAUGAGAGGUCAGACAGCAUGCUUAAAUUCACUGAUGAAAACGAGAAGCAAGAGUCACAUGGUUGUAACUCUGCUGCCAGUUCCCAUACAGUCCCACGAUCUGCGAUACCUGCCACUUCCUCCUCUGAUGCGAGUAGUGAUUCAGAAAAGUUUGAGGUGAUACAAGCUGGAAUAGAGACACUGGGCACUGAGGAUUGUAUGAUUGAUGCUGCUGGUGUGGCACAGAACCCGACAGUAGCUGAAGGAGCACCACAAUCCUUAUCCCAACUAACUCUCAGAUCAUCCUCCAGCUCCCUCAGUGACAGUUUCGGUUCCCAGUCAUCAUGGGAAAAAAUCUCAGCUGACCUUAACCCCCCCACAACGAGAAAACCUCAGCCAUCCAGCCUGCCAAAAGCAGGAACAGGCCAAAGCAGCAAGUCAUCAGAGUCCGAUGGGAACUUCUUCCUGUUGGAAACACUUGAUUAUGAAACCAGUGAUUCAGUUCAUGAUGUCACGUACAAAAACCCAACAUCUGGAUGGGAAUUCAAAGCCUCAUCCAAGCCACAACCCCUGGAGAGCCUUAAUGUAUACCCAAACACAGACACUGAGGUUGACUCUGUAUAUGUAAAACCUCCUAACAACGGCUCCUUAGCAACCCCACACCCAAACCUCUUCCAGUGUGCCCCCACUGAAACCUCCACAGAGAGUUCAUUCGAGAUGCUGGAGGAGAGUCAAAGUGAACACCAACGCAGUGAAGGCUCUUCUACAGAAAAAGUGAAUGGCCCUCAGAGGAAGAACCCCUCGUGCUACAGCUGCCUAAAGCACAGCAUCGUAGAUAGUGUUGUCCCUAAGCAACAGUAUUUGUUGUCACAGAAGGAUUACGAAGCUGUACUUGCUGGAAUUUGUCAUGAUUGUCUGCUGAAGAGGUUGCACAGUGAUGAGGCACAAUUCAAACUCAAGGAACACAGAACCGCCUACUGUGCUCUUCAUUUAAAGUUCUCCAAAGCAAAAGGACUGUGGACAGCAAGGGAGACCUGUGUUUACAUCGGAGCGCUAAUGGGGAUGAAGGGUGGGCAGAGAGAAACAAUAUGGGUACAGUUUUUACACCAGGAGGAAAGGUUAAGCAGUUAUGUGGGGAAGGAUUACUUAAAGCCAAAGCAGAUCCAGUUUCAUCUGAAAGAUGUGGAGAGACAGAUGACAGCCCAGUACUAUGUGACUGAAUUCAAUAAGAGUCUCUUCGACAGAGACGUCAUGGCUCAGAUCUUCUUCAUUCCCUCAGAGGCGCUGUUGAUUUUGAAUGGGAAUGAGAUCGUGGGUUGUGUAACCGUGGAGCCCUACAUGCUCGGAGACUUUGUCAAACUCACCAACAACAGUGGAAAGAAGGACGAUAGUCUCAAGGCUACAAAAUAUGGCCUUGCCUUUGGACACUUCACCUACCAGUUCUCUGGCUACCAGGAAGUCGUUGUAGACCUUCAAGGAUGGGUGACGGCCAAUGGCAAAGGGUUGACCUACUUAACCGACCCCCAGAUCCACUCCACCAAGACCCCUAAAGGCCCGUCCAACUUUGGCGCCAGAGGCCUCAGGUACUUCCUGGAAGAGCAACAUGGACCAGAGUGCAAUGGCAUUUGCCAGCUGCUCAAACUACCUCCAGUGGUCAGACAUCCUCAUGUUGUUCCCUAGAAACUUGCUGAUAUUCAGUGUUUGCACUCACAAUUAAGUGAAAAAUUAAUGGUUUUAAAUAUGAGUAACAUGACUUUGAUGCAAGCUUCUGAAAUCUACAGGUUUACAUAAGUUAGCGUCAAUGACAACAGUGAAUCCUCAUAACAUCAGACAUACUACUGAAAUGAAGGACUGAAAAAUUAUUAGAGUUUACACAAGGGGGAUGGGGGGGGGGGUGCAGACUGAGAAAAGGUCAAAUCAGCAAAAUUAUGAAUAUAGAUUAACUAAAUUCUAUUUGUGGUACUAUACACAGUAUUUAAACCGUAAGCAUUGAUGCUAUUUCUGUUUGACUCUUUACUGUUUGUAUCACACAUUUUUCUAUACUGAGUUCAAUUUUUUAAAAACUGUACAGACAGUUCUCUCUACCAACAUGAAGCUCAGCACAACAUUUAAUCUCGCAUCCAGAAAGGCACUAAUGCAACCAAAACAUUUCAUAAACCUAUACACUUUCCACCUCCAUUAGGGCAAGCGUUCCUCUAUAGGACUGAGGAAUGGAGAGUAAGGUGGAAGGAAAAAUGACGCCAUCCUGGAUGGGCUAUAAACUAGUCUGUGACUGGGUGAAAACAGUGAGAGAACAACAUAUUGUUCCUUACAUUUACAAAAUGUUCUGGAUUCAGCCUCACCUGCCCCCCUUUGCUCAGCUGGCACCAGAGUUUCAUAGACACCAUCAAGGAAUGAAAACAGGCACACAGUUUUGUUUGUCCCAGUUUAUGCAUUUUUUUUUCUUUUUAGAUGUAGAUGUAGCAGAAUAUAGCAAAUAUUAAUCUAAUUAUCAAUACAUUUUUUCUUAUGGUAGGUUCAUUUUUAAAGAUGGUAUGUAAACCUGUGAGUGUAGGUGCUGGUUGAGUUUGAGUGAGAAAACAGUGUCUGAAUUUUGAAAGAUGUGGCCUUUGAAUGCUUUCUGUGUUAAAGCAACGAAAGGGGAUACACAGUUUAGUCCACAGUGACCGCUGUUAUGAAGACCGGGGUGUGAAAAAGUGAACUCCGUAUUGAGAAAUGCGUGUUAGCACUUGUCAAAACCACUAAAUCAUGAAAAAAAAAACAAUUGCAAUAGAAUACUUGUGGUGUUUUUUAUUUUUUAUCUUUCACUGUCUCUGAGAGACUGGAUUGCUGUCUAACUGGACUGACAGCAGGAAUCACCUGACACUGUGACCAAUGUUGAGUGUAAAGUUGCUCUUCAGCGCUGAGUAGAUCUGUUCUUUCAUUGCCUUUAUUCACACUCUUGUGUUAGGUAUUUUAGUUUUUUUCCACUUUAAUUAUUUUUUAUUAUUAAAUAAAUUAAAUAAUUUAAUAACCUUUUUUUUUUUUAACUGCAGUUAACAAAAUAAUCUUGUAGACAUGACUUGUAAAAUGAAUGUAAUUAAGAUAUAUUGUAUUCUUUAUUCAAACUUAAUGGGGUUGUGAUUUAGUGAAAGUGAAUACAAAGAUGUGGACACUGUUAAAUCUAUGAGCUCAACUUUUACUGUGCAAGUCAAAUGCAAUAUUAGAAACUUAAAAGUGCAACACUUUCUUUUGCAUAGUGUUGAAAUGUGAAAUAUCGAAUCACGGGAAUAAAGAACCAUGUUAAUGUGUAUAAACAGUGUAAUGCUGUCGUUAAAUAAAGUGCGUAUAUGAGCUCAACAGAGUAAAUCAGUGAGGGAAGAACAUACCUGUGACAUUCAGGUACUCCUAUCUAACGACAGCAGUCACGCACCUCCACAUCAUAUGACAGUGACACAGCGCUAUUGACACAUGUGAUCCCUCCGCUCCAGUCCACCACAAAUCCAGUUCGGGGUUUUAUGGCCUCUUACGUUUGUGAACACAAACAGCAUUCUUUACCCCUGACCCAGUGCAGACAGGCCUCACAGCCACCCCGCUGCAAGCACUGUAUGAAAGCGAGCUUUUCUGAACAUCUGUAACUUAAGCGUGGUGUAUGUUUGCAGUCUGUGUAAUGUACUGCAUUGUGUAUUUUGAUGAUGUUAUACGUUUGGUUGUAAAAUUUGUGUAUAUAUAAUAAUCUUCAAUUACAAAAUCUGCUGUUCAA
This is a messenger RNA of Seriola aureovittata, 5779 nucleotides long. RefSeq names its product alpha-kinase 1 (gene alpk1). The record is from RefSeq and is a predicted model, not a curated record. Gene Ontology annotation, biological process: protein phosphorylation. NCBI's taxonomy places the organism in Eukaryota, Metazoa, Chordata, Actinopteri, Carangiformes, Carangidae. Gene Ontology annotation, molecular function: protein serine/threonine kinase activity; ATP binding. The coding region runs from base 289 to 3717 and encodes 1142 amino acids. The transcript is spliced from 14 exons.